Molecule: messenger RNA, 2213 nt
Organism: Gekko japonicus
Lineage: Eukaryota; Metazoa; Chordata; Lepidosauria; Squamata; Gekkonidae
Gene: SPRY2
Product: sprouty RTK signaling antagonist 2
Exons: 2
Coding region: 535-1476 (313 amino acids)
Biological process (GO): negative regulation of fibroblast growth factor receptor signaling pathway; multicellular organism development; negative regulation of MAP kinase activity
Cellular component (GO): cytosol; membrane
Source: RefSeq, a predicted model, not a curated record
CUCCUUUUUCCCCCCCCCCCCCCCAACAGCUUGCAACCGAUCGGCACUGAGGGACACGCAAGCUAAGAAGGACUGCGCGAGAUCUAGGGGGGAAGGAAAGGGGGGGAGCAAGCUUGGGGAUUUUGAUUUUUGUAAAAGAGAAGUGCCUCUUUGAUGUCGUUGUCCGGGGCUCCCCCCCACGCACGAUCCAUUAAGAGAAAGUGAUUUGGAAUUGACGAAUCGGCCUCUCGUUCAUUGAGAGGGGGGGAAGAGAGAGAGACCAGGAAAUUCAACGUGCGUGACUGCGGAGGAGAAGAAGGGAGAGGAAAAACCCUCACCCCCGUCUGGAAAACAAAACUGGGAGACUUUUUUCAAUGUGCUCCUGAUCCUUUUUUGGGUUGCAGUUUUAUUCCCGUGUUUUGCCUGGAGGGACAAAUCCAGAUUCUCUCGUGGAUGUUUUCCUGGUCGACUUUCAAUGAUUCUUUGCUUGCAACCUGGACUGAAGAUUUCAGAUGUUUUCUAAGCUUCCUGGAGUGACUACUCUUCAGGGUACUGAUGGAGACAAGAGCUCAGAAUGGCAGCGGGUCACAGCCCUUGCUACAGGGUCAGCAUGACGGCGGGAGGCAGUAUGGGGAAUCUGACCUGCGGGAUGUUUUGGCACAACAAGUCCACGUCUUGUCCUUGGACCAGAUCAAGGCCAUCCGAAAUACAAACGAGUACACAGAGCCACCUACAGUGGCUCCGCGGCCAGUGGUGAAAGUGGCCCCCCGUCCACUUGUCCAGCACAAAAACGAAAGGCCGCACGGAUUGACUGAGCAGCGUCAUGUUAACAGGGUCCAGCAUCCCCAGGUCCACACGUCUUCCCGGGUACCGCUGUCCCGUUCAAUUAGCACAGUCAGUACUGGCUCGCGGGGCAGUACGAAGACAAGUACGAGCAGUAACUCGUCGGAACAAAGACUUCUGGGGUCCUCGUUGGGGACCGUCGUUGACGGGAUAAUCCGAGUGCAACCCAAGUCGGAGCUGAAGGCGACAGAGCUGAAGCCCUCUAGCAAAGAAGAUUUGCACCUGCAUGCCUACAGGUGUGAGGACUGCGGGAAAUGUAAGUGUAAGGAGUGCACUUAUCCACGAACCCUUCCCUCCUGCUGGAUCUGUGACAAACAGUGUCUUUGCUCGGCUCAGAAUGUGGUUGAUUAUGGGACUUGCGUCUGCUGCGUGAAAGGGCUUUUCUACCACUGCUCCAACGAUGACGAGGACAACUGCGCUGACAACCCCUGCUCUUGCAGCCAGUCCCACUGCUGCACUCGGUGGUCCACCAUGGGACUGGUCUCCCUCGUCCUGCCUUGCUUGUGGUGUUACCUGCCAGCCAAGGGUUGCCUUAAGUUGUGCCAGGGGUGUUACGACCGGGUCAACAGGCCCGGGUGUCGCUGCAAGCACUCCAACACAGUCUGCUGCAAGGUUCCCAGUGUCCCCCCCAGGAACUUUGACAAGCCAACAUAGCAUCACUAAUCAGGAGUCGGAGAAAAGUAAUAAGGAUUAUUUCUUUAACACCCUAUGCAGCCAAUGAAAUGGCACUGUUGGGAUGAUUUGGGUGGGGGGGCGGAAGGGGGGUACAUUGAGGUUUGCGGUGACCUGCUUUUCUGUGUGUGUUUGCAUGGGCCAGCUUAAUGGAUAUGCUUGUUAGAACCCACCUAAUGGAGGUCACAAUGGGGGGUACACUCCAUGGGGACCCAAAUAUUACAUAAGCUAACGCAACUGAGACACUCCUAGGCAAUCUGUUGUGUUGUUUUGGUUUGUUUGUUUUUUUAAAAAAAAUGAAUAGUACAUUUGUAAAUUAGAACACUACUUCACCCCGGUCCCAAUUCUUUUCUGCCAGAGAUGUGCUAUAUUUUUGUAUAUAGGAUAUUUUCAACUGUGAAAAACAACAACACAAGUGUCAUAGAAAAUAUGGCACAGGUCACAAAAUAUUAUACUAAUAUGUUGUACAUUCAGAAGAAUGUGAAUCAAUCAGUAUGUUUUUAGAUUGUAUUUUGCCUUAUGGAAACCCUUCAAUUGCAAGACUGAUUUUUCUCCCUCCCCCCCACCCCCUCUUUGGACUUCAUGUAUAUUGUACAGUUACAGUAAAAUUCAGUCUUUAUUUUCUAAUUUUUUCAACAUAUUGUUUAGUGUAAAGAAUAUUUAUUUGAAGUUUUAUUAUUUUAUAAAAAAUAUUUAUUUUAUGAGGCAUCUUACAAAUU